Molecule: messenger RNA, 1916 nt
Organism: Closterium sp. NIES-67
Lineage: Eukaryota; Viridiplantae; Streptophyta; Zygnematophyceae; Desmidiales; Closteriaceae
Source: the annotation of a GenBank genome assembly
GAGGAUGUUGGAAAUUGGAAUUUGAGCUUCCCUUCGCAAUACAGUAUUCACGAAUCUCACAAUGCGUCUGAGGCUAAGUCCCCAUAACUUUUUCUGGCGUCGAAGCGUGGCGAUCGGAAAAACUGUGCUUACCGGCCUGUCGUCAUAAGCUUCUCCGUCUGUAAACAUUCUGACAUCUACUUGGCGGCCAUUUCGGGUUGCUACUGAUCCCAGUUCCCGGCUCUCCGAGGCUUUUUCUCCUGCUCGUAAAACUCCUGGCAUCCGCGUUAUAGCCGUGCCACGCUGCAACUGUUAAUACGCCUCCAGCCCGCUGCUCCGCGCAUCCGCGCAUCCGCGCAAGCCCGUCUCCGCAAUGGCUGGCCUGCACUGGCGGAAGAAGGGCGGCGGAAAGGACAGCGGCGGGGAGUCGAGCGCGCGGAAGCAGGUGGUGCUGACGGCGGCGCAACUGGCGGAGCUGGAGAGCUACAUCCAAGACAUGGAGGCGAAAUGCGCGCAGUUCCAGGCAGUGGUGGCGGCGAAGGCAGCAGCAGAGGCAGACAUGCGGGGGCAGCUGGAGGGGCUGGCAGCGGGGGUGGAGGGGGAGAGGGCCACGCGGGAGUCGGCGCUGGACGCUCUGCUGGCGGACUUCGAGAGUAGAGUGUCUGCUCGCCUCCCCGCACCCUCGUCUGGUCCCUCUCCCCUCCCCACCAUCACCUCCUCUGCUGCCGCUGCUCCCACCGAGCCAGACUCCAUCUCCCCUCCCUCCGCACUCGCUCCUGCUUCUCGCGCCCCUGCAGUCCGUCCCCCCUCGCUCCCUACCCCCUCUCUCCCCUCCUCUGUCUCCUCAUCUCUCACCACCUAUAUCAGCAGCAGUAGUGAGAUAGAGGCCUUGGCUCAGCGAGCUAGAGCUGCUGCCCUUGCUGCUGCUGCCGCCGCUGCUGGGAGAGGUGCUGCUGCUGCUGGCGCUGGUGGUGGCUAUAUCGGUGGGGAGUUUCCAGGAGUGGCAGCAGCAGCAGGAGGCGUGGCGGCGUAUCCCGGAGGUCCACACAGUGCCCUCAUCCCCACCAGCUCAACAGGCGCAGGGAGCAUGAUGAGUGGGGCGAGCGGGGGGGCAGAGAGGGGUGAUGGCGGAUGGUGGAACCUGGGGCUGGGGCUCAGGUGGAAUGGCGGCAGGGUGCAGCGCAGGCAGCGGUUUAUGGUGGAUACGGCGUGGUUGGAGGGGAUAAGACGGGACUACAUGGAGCUGCAGCGGCAGCUGGCAGAGGAGCAGCACAAGACACUGGUGGUGCAGCAGCUGAGGGCGGAGAAGGCAUGGAUGGAAGCGGCUCUGGUGAGAUUCCUGGAGAUGAAGCGGCAGCACGAGGCGGAGGUGGCUCAACUUAUGGCCAAGGUGGCUCGGCUGGAGCAGGCAGUUGCAGCGUCCAGGCAUCCUGCAGAUGGUGCAGGGAAGGCAACCUAACUUGGGUGUGGGCUCCCUCCCAAGGCUUAGGGUUCAUGUGCUGGUGCGCCUUUGCAAGUGGAUACAAGGGACUGCGUCUCACAGUUGCAGCGUCCAGAUAUCUUGCACCCGCGGGCUAGGCAACCUAACCAACCCUGCGUCGACUCAAGUGCGUGCUGCUCCUCCUUCAUGCUGGCUUGAUGCCUUAGUGAUCGACGGGUCCGUCGCUUUUCCCACCCAAGUGGCUCAGCUAGAGCACAGCUCGGCUCAACUCGCCAUUUUCUUAAUGGCAUUCAGAAUGAGCUGAAUGCCAUCCUGCAUUCCGGGGCUCCUCUGAGCCCAAAUUGCAGUGCUGUUGAGCUGAGUCCUCCAACCAAGGCACAUCUGCAUCCCCUUUGACGAAGUAUAGUAUCUGCUCAGCGUGAUACAAUGUGUUGGCUUAUUGUGCAUAAAUAAGGAGCAAGGUUGCCCAUGAAACAUAGAGAAUCUGCUGUACAAC